UUUCUAUUUGAUCACUGCUGUCAUACGAAUUGACGAAUAGCAGGAAAACCUAAUGAAAGAGUGUGUGUGUGUGUUCAUGUGUUGAUUUCGUUUACUUUGUGCAUUGUGUGAUUGCUGUGUUUCUUAUUAUUAGUACUAAAACUCUAUACCAACCAUCAUGUCUUCAGUAUGUUGUGGAACAAAGAAACAGAAAUUGAACAAUUCGUACAGCAACCACGUUGAACGACCUAUUAAUGGUUACAUAGAAUCAGUUGCAAUUCCUGAUAUGUGUUACUUUUGUUUCGACGUCUUGUACUGUCAGCUGCAUAGUAUGGACCCGCCACAAACGCCAAAUUUUACUAACGAAGCAUAUCCCCUUUUUGUUACUUGGAAGAUUGGUAAGGAGCAUCGUCUCCGUGGAUGUAUUGGGACCUUUAAUGCCAUGCAUUUACAUUCAGGUCUUCGGGAGUAUGCAAUCACUAGUGCUUUAAAGGAUUCUCGUUUUACACCUAUAACUCGUGAGGAGGUUCCCCGUCUCACGGUCUCCGUGUCAAUUCUUCAGCACUUCGAAGAGGCUGAACAUUAUUUAGACUGGAAGUUGGGCAAACACGGAAUUCGUAUCGAGUUCAUCAGCGAAAGGGGUUCCAAGCGCACUGCAACCUAUUUACCUCAAGUCGCCACUGAACAAGGUUGGGACCAAAUACAAACAAUCGACUCCCUCCUCCGAAAGGGGGGAUACAAGGCAGCCAUAACGGCUGACAUGAGAAGGAGUAUCAAACUGACUAGAUAUCAGUCCGAGGAGAUAUCGGCCUCCUACAACGAGUACGUAAACCAGCGCUGCUAGCAAAUGGCGAACCCGUCCGUCCACGGGCAUCCGAGACUCGCAUAUACAAAUAAGCAAUUAUAUCGGACGAAUGCGAGUGAAAUGUAUUGUGUUAAUAACGUAGUUUCUAAGUUUACAUCUACGUCAGCGUCUAGUGUUCCGUAUGCCACGUGGCGGCAUCACGGCCACAGAAGUACAAUGGGUCAGAAUUAUGCUCAAAGUGAUUCCUGCCCAGACAAGAGCUCGUGUUACAUCGAUAUGCUUUAAUAUUAAGAUAUAUCACUGCCAACGACAUUCCCGAGGAGAUCAAAGGUGCCAUUGAAAUGAUAACAUUCGAGGGUACUUUGAAAUUUUGAUGCGAGGUUUUGCUUUUAAAGUGCUAUUGCAUUUGUCGAAUGUUAUACAGUUUGAUUUACGGCUAUCGAUAUUAUUACGAAGGUUAACCCGUUAAGUGGUUACAGUAAGUACAAUACUACCAAGAUAGGUGAGAUUAAUUAACUGUUAACUGGUUUAAAAAGAAAUAAUAUGAAUGUAUUGACGGGCUCAUUAAAAUGUCUUCGGUAUAGCCAUUUAAAAAAAAUAAGAUGCAUCUACAAUUUUUUUUUUAUUCAUGUCAAGGCUUAACAUAUUUACAUAACUAGUACCUGGUAAUAAUUUUUGAAAAUAGAUUUUGAUUUUUUUUUUAAUUUCCAUUUUCAUGAUUUGAUGAGUCUCCACAUAUUCAGCUCCUUAUCCCAACUUUUGCCUAUAGUAUUGUCAACCAAGUGACUAAAUGAUGAUUCCCCCAUAAAUCUCAAGGCCAGAGACUCGAAAUACGCUCAUAGUUCCUAUUGGAACCCAUCUAGUCUCGGGCCUGGCUUAUUUUAGGCAUAUAUAUAUUUUUGUAUUAUAUAUAUGUGACAACAUCCUGGUAGGACAUUGUUAUUAUCAAUAGCUUACACUUAAAAUUAAUUAACGGGCAAGCUGUCAACGGAUACGUCAUUCUCCUUCCAAAUAAAAAAAAGCGCGUAAUAAGUGUUGUGAUUAUUAAAAAUAAAAUAAUUUUUUAAAAAGUUUUUAUUAAAUUAAUGUCGGAGAAGGAGACUAUAACACAGAUGUGAUCUGUGCUCUAUGCAGCUUGUCAUUAAAUUUAUCUUAAAUAAAUCAAGAAUAUUUUACAAACAUAUAGGAUUUUUUUAUUGAAUUUUUAUGAACGCACUCCAACGCCAUCUUCAUUUUAGUUACACCUUGACCUGACCUCUAUUCUCUAUUCUGUCUGCAAUUCUUCAUUCUAGGUCGUACGAGCCUAUAAGCACGUAAUAACUAGCAAAAUAAACUCAAAAUUAAGUUAAGUGUGUGAAGUUAUAGAUAAAGCAAAACCUCGCAUGAGCAGAAAAUGUCUUUAUCCUUUAACGACGUUAUCUCGCUUUGUAAACGUACGUCUGCCGUAACACCACGAUACUCGAAUAAAUAUUAAACACGUGUGGAUAUUUUAAGUAAUUCUAGAUGAGUACGUGAAUUUAGACUGUAGUAGAAGUUGUUUAUGGCUCACUUGUGGAAGUGUUUAUAGUAACGUGGUCACACUUACCACGUUUUAACGAACUCGUUUGAGAUUUAAUAUUAAGUGUGAUAAAGCACGUUGUCAUAAUAAAACUCGCUAGAUUUUAGAUUUCUUUAUUAUUUGAGUAUCUAUUUAAUUACAUCUGGUGUUCACUUAGAUCAUAAUUUUGACUCAACUUAUUAUUACGUAAUGUCUCUUAACACUGGCAAUAUUAUCAGUGGAAAUAUAAACGCCGAAUUAUUUAAAUAAUAAGAACUGAAUGGUGUUUAUUGUUCACAAUAUGCCUGGAUGUUAAAUUUUUUAAAAAUGUAUGCAAAUGGUUGAUGGUGUUGUUCUAACAUUUGUGAUUAGGUUUAACUAAUGUGAUGUUGUUAAGUUUAAUUCUUUUAAUGUCCGGCCGUUAUGAGGAUGCCUGUCAGACGGAGUUUUUGAUCGAAUGGACGAUGUGACGUCAGAAAUAUUAUCGAUAUUUCUGGUCCACUAACGUAUAAUAUCAUUGUGUCAAAUUAAAAUGACUGUUAUAAUUUUGCGCUUAAUUUAAUAUUAAACGAAUCUUGUAACAGCUUACAAACGCUGUUACAAGGUUAUAUCAACUACUGACAGACGUCAGAAAUGUAUUCUCUCAGCGGCCGGAAUUUAAGGAUCGUAUUCACUGAAAAUAUGACUGCGAAUUCAUCUUAAUUAUAUCAUAGAUAGUGUUUAGAUAGUGUUUUUCUAGUUUUCAAAUUAUACACGUCAUAUUUCUAGAAAAUAUAGGCAGACUAGUUAAUUAUUGACUAAAAAAACUUAACGCAAUAUUACUUAAAAUGUAUCAGCAAAAUUACUUUAUAGAUAUUUUUUCUAGUGAAUACGAAUCUUAUAAUAUAUCGCUGGUCUAUAUUCUUGAUUCAGAUUUAGUUGGUCUGGGGUGACAUUUUCAUAUAAACUUGUAGCUUUAAUUAAUAAUUUCUAAAACAAUUUGGAUAAUUAACACGAAAAUUAAAUAAUGAUAAGGUAAACGCUUAAGAACAUUAUAAAGUAAAUUAAGGAAUAAUAGUUUUAAAGAUAUAUCUUAAUGGUCGUAAAUUGAUAUAUAUUUUUUAAUCGUAAUUGGAAAUAUGUAGAAUGAAUAAAUAAAUCAUUGUCAUUAUAUUUCACACCGUAAGCCUCAGUAUCCACGAAAAAAAAUUGGUGACGUAAAACGAAAAACCAAAACUUGGUAAAACCAAAUAAAUUCAACGAAAAUUACCGAGUAUGAUUUCAAUGGAACGUACCUGAACCAGAAACUACGCUACUGAAUUUUAAUAUUUUGCCAUAUUGAAAAUGGUUCCUACAUCUGCUAUGAAAAAAGGUACGCACUACGGCAUCUGUACGAUUUUAUGACUGACAUAUAUUAUAUGUAUAAUUAAUACGUAUAAUAUGAAAAUAAAUAUCACGGUUUACGUGAAAAGUCACCUUAAUAAUAAAAGUUGUUAAAUGAAAGGUCACGUUAAUUUCAUUAGCUAUUACAUAGUUAGUUGUAUAGCAUGAAUAUACUUUUUUACGUUUUACAAUUUUACCAUGGCAGGUCAUUACGCACUGACAUCCAAUAUUUAAUCUGUGUACUUAGAUGGAGUUAAGUCACACCUUUUAGGUGCCGUUCUGAAUUUAUAUUAGGAUAAAGAGUUAAGAAAAUUUGUUAUAAUUUUAAAUAUCGAAUGUCAAAGCGAAAAUUCUAAAAAAUAUUACAAAAUAGAAAACUAAAAUAAAAAAAAGAUAUAUGAUUAAAUAAGGUUUAUUUGUUGUAGAUCGUAAGUGGCCGUCUUACUUUGUCGAUAUUUUUAAUACAAAUUGUUAUUAUUAUGUCGAUGCUUAUUUUGUUGAAGAUCAAAACUUGUCUCUGAUUUUGAUAAUAAAACACCUGCCAAAAGUCAAAAA
Messenger RNA from Nymphalis io (European peacock), 4238 nucleotides. RefSeq lists its product as uncharacterized. The record is from RefSeq and is a predicted model, not a curated record. The transcript has 4 exons. NCBI's taxonomy places the organism in Eukaryota, Metazoa, Arthropoda, Insecta, Lepidoptera, Nymphalidae. Bases 158 to 823 code for a protein of 221 amino acids.